AUGCCUUCCGCAUGGCGGAUUGCGCCGUCCCCGCCCAUGGACUGGCACUCUUCUGAAGCCAUUGGCAAUUUGUAUCUGUCGGAUAACGAGGCCAAGCCGGCGGCGCCUGGGCCCAGAAGCGCUCUCGUGCGGAUCAAAGCCGCUGCUCUCAACGCCCGAGAUGCGAUGGUCAUUGCCCGCAGCCCGGCGUUCCCCAACGUGGCCAAACCGCAUCUGAUAGCGGGCGGCGAUGGCGCCGGCGUGGUCGAAGCGGUCGGGCCAGACAGCAGGUGGAAAAUUGGGGACACGGUCCUGCUGACCACGAAUCUGUGGGUGGACGGGGAUGUCCUUGUCAUGGAUCGAUCAACCAGCUUGGGCGCAGGAGAUCAAGACGGCACCCUGACGGAAUAUGCUGUUCUGGCCGAUGAUCGACUUGUCCCUGCGCCGACGCAUUUAUCGUCCGCAGAAGCCGCAGCUUUAGGACUGGCCGCCGGGACCGCCUCGAAUGCUCUCUUCUAUGGGCCCCAACCUUUCAAAAAGGGCAUGACUGUUCUCACUCAGGGAACCGGGGGCGUCAGCUGCUUUGCCAUUCAGUUAGCAUCGGCCUCCGGGGCUACCGUGAUUGCAACCUCGUCAUCGGAUGAAAAGCUCGAGACUGCUCGCAAGCUCGGAGCGACUCAUCUGAUCAACUACACCAAAACCCCGGAUUGGGCGGCCGAGGUCCUUCGCAUUACCCAGGGCAAAGGAGUCGACCACGUCCUGGACCUGGGCGGCGUGGGAACCGUUGCACAGUCUAUCCGCUCUGUCAGGCCGGGAGGCUUGGUCUCCCUCAUAGGUUUCCUGGCCGGAGGCGAACCGACCAACCUCAUCCCCGCGAUCGUCGGUGGCGCCAAAGUCGUUCGUGGUGUGAUGGGAUCUCGACGUGAUAUGAUCGAGAAAGCGGUGCAGAUCAUCAACGACCACCAGCUUCAUCCUGUAAUCUCGAAAUUGUACCAGUGGCAGGACGUCAAGGCGGCAUUUGAGGCCCUGGUCAGCAAGUCUGGUGUGGGAAAGAUUGUGAUAAAGGUUGGAGAUUAG
Messenger RNA from Capronia coronata CBS 617.96, 1056 nucleotides. RefSeq lists its product as uncharacterized. Gene Ontology annotation, molecular function: oxidoreductase activity. Bases 1 to 1056 code for a protein of 351 amino acids. The record is from RefSeq and is a predicted model, not a curated record. The transcript has 3 exons. Lineage: Eukaryota; Fungi; Ascomycota; Eurotiomycetes; Chaetothyriales; Herpotrichiellaceae.